Molecule: messenger RNA, 1548 nt
Organism: Rangifer tarandus platyrhynchus (Svalbard reindeer)
Lineage: Eukaryota; Metazoa; Chordata; Mammalia; Artiodactyla; Cervidae
Source: the annotation of a GenBank genome assembly
AUGGCGGGGUCCAGGCGGCGGGGUCCCCGGGCCGCGUUGCGGCCGCUGCUCUGCGCUCUGCUGCUGUGCGUCUGCCGUUCCGCGGGCGGCGACGGCGCGGGAGGCGGCCCCGGGGCGGCGGGCGCCACGGACAACCCGGCCGCGCCGCCGCACCGCCGCUUCGAGUACAAGUACAGCUUCAAGGGGCCGCACCUGGUGCAGAGCGACGGGAGCGUGCCCUUCUGGGCCCACGCGGGCAAUGCUAUUCCAAGUUCGGAUCAAAUCCGAAUAGCACCAUCUUUAAAAAGCCAAAGAGGAUCAGUGUGGACAAAGACAAAAGCAGCCUUUGAGAACUGGGAACUUGAGGUGACAUUUCGAGUGACUGGAAGAGGUCGCAUUGGAGCUGAUGGCCUGGCAGUUUGGUAUACGGAGAAUCAAGGCUUGGAGGGGCCUGUGUUUGGAUCAGCUGAUAUGUGGAAUGGUGUAGGAAUAUUUUUUGAUUCUUUUGACAAUGAUGGAAAGAAAAAUAAUCCUGCAAUAGUGAUUAUAGGCAACAAUGGACAAAUCCAUUAUGACCAUCAAAAUGAUGGUGCUAACCAAGCUUUGUCAAGUUGCCAGAGGGACUUUCGUAAUAAGCCCUAUCCUGUCCGGGCAAAGAUCACGUACUACCAGAAAACCCUGACAGUAAUGAUCAAUAACGGCUUCACACCAGAUAAAAACGAUUAUGAAUUUUGCGCCAAAGUGGAAAAUAUGAUUAUCCCCGCCCAGGGGCAUUUCGGAAUAUCUGCUGCCACUGGAGGUCUUGCAGACGACCAUGAUGUUCUUUCUUUUCUGACUUUCCAACUGACCGAGCCUGGGAAAGAGCCACCUACAGUCGAUAAAGAAAUUUCUGAAAAAGAGAAAGAAAAGUACCAGGAGGAAUUUGAGCACUUUCAACAAGAGCUGGAUAAAAAAAAAGAGGAAUUCCAGAAGGACCACCCCGACCUUCAAGGGCAUCCUACGGAUGAAAUAUUUGAGAGCGUAGGAGACCGUGAGCUGAGACAGAUCUUUGAAGGACAGAAUCGUAUUCAUCUUGAAAUCAAGCAGUUAAACCGACAGUUGGAUAUGAUUCUUGAUGAACAGAGAAGAUAUGUCUCUUCCCUGACGGAGGAGAUCGCUAAGAGAGGAGCCGGAGCCCCAGGGCAGCAGGGACAGCAGGAACUGGAUACUGUUGUGAACACUCAGCAUGAGAUUCUGAGACAAGUAAACGAAAUGAAGAACUCCCUGAGUGAGACUGGCAGACUGGUCAGUGGCGUCGCGCACCCGGGGCCGGCGGCGGGCGUGUACGAGGCCGCCCAGCACUUCAGCGACAUCAAGGAACACCUGCACAUCGUCCGGCGGGACAUCGACAGCCUAGCGCAGCGAAGCACGCCAUCAAAUGAAAGACCAAAAUGUCCAGAAGUCCCACCAUUUCCAUCGUGUUUAUCUACACUGCAUUUCGUGGUAUUCGUUGUGGUACAGACGGUGUUAUUUAUCGGUUAUAUCAUGUACAGGACUCAGCAAGAAGCAGCUGCCAAAAAAUUCUUUUGA